This is a messenger RNA of Eleginops maclovinus (Patagonian blennie), 1016 nucleotides long. Its product is annotated as RING finger protein 222. The coding region runs from base 249 to 878 and encodes 209 amino acids. The record is from RefSeq and is a predicted model, not a curated record. The transcript has a single exon. NCBI's taxonomy places the organism in Eukaryota, Metazoa, Chordata, Actinopteri, Perciformes, Eleginopidae.
AAAAUGAAACGCGAACCAGCUUGGCCACUUGAACCGCCAGUGAAGUCUCCCAGGGACCCAAUCAGUGAAGUCCCUGCAGUCAAAGAAGGUGGCUGGCCCUGUUUUACAAGGCGCAGCUCUCGCCUCCACCCUCAGCCAAAAGUAAAGAAAGUCAUUCGCUGAGGAAAUUCACACUACAUUUGCAAAGGAUUCAACUUUUAGUCAACAACUUCCGACCUCUCAUUGCUGCAGUGAAUAAUUGUCAUUCAAUGGAAUUUCAUAAGGAAGAUAGUCAGGAGGAGGACGCACAAGAAUGUCCAGUGUGCUAUGAGAGUCUCUUGGGCACAGAGAGGACUCUGAGCUGCGGACAUGUGUUCUGUCACGACUGUCUGGUCAAAACUCUGGUCAGCAUCAAUAACGAUGGAAAUAUCAGAGACACUAUUGUUUGCCCUAUCUGCCGACAUCUUACAUUCAUCAAGAAACAAAAGGAAGCGCUUGUGUCCCUUACGAUGGACAAGGAUCCAGGUGGAGGGCAGACCCUGGAGGUGCCUCUGCCUCCACCACUGAGACAGAUCCAGUACGCACCGCGCGCCUCCAGUUUUCCGACCGAACUUAAUUUGAUUUCUCGCUGCUUCAGGGAAAUGUCUGAACGCAUCCGUCGACAGAGGUUGAUCAGCCCUAGCCAUAAUGCGUCUCAGAUCUUUAUCAUAAGCGCUCAAGGGCGACCCAUGGCAGAAGACGAUGCACUCAGUGUUGUGAUCACUGCAGUUCAACCACAGCGCAGGCAAAGGAGAAGGCGCAGGAUUUGCACCACCGCACGAUGCCUUCUCGUUCUGCUGUCAGCGUUUACUAUACUGGCACUAGUGGCAGCAACGUUACCCUGGAUUUUGUUGGCAUAGCCCAGUGAUGUGGGUGUAUGGAUUACAAUGUGCCAAUAGGGGAUGAUACAUUGACAAUUUUAGUAAUAUUUUUAUCCAUGGAAUGAAGUAUAUGUUGCUAAGCAAUGAAGUGUGUGAAUAAAAAUGUGUGUAAUUUGU